Spodoptera exigua (beet armyworm) is the source of this 1812-nucleotide messenger RNA. NCBI's taxonomy places the organism in Eukaryota, Metazoa, Arthropoda, Insecta, Lepidoptera, Noctuidae. The record is from the annotation of a GenBank genome assembly.
AUGUUUUUAUUUACAGCCUUCCUAGUACUAUGCGCGUUCUCAAUAACGUCGAUCCACACGGAGAAAGUUUUACCAAGAAGCUUUUCAGAUGUGGGCAUAAUAUCGACUUUCCUACAAAAAUUUAUAAAGCCUUUCAUAGACAGCAUACACGGCAAGGGUAAACUACGAAAUGAGGAAGAGUCUAGAGUGGAAAAAGCUAUUAGACUAAAAAUAUCAGACUUGAAACCUUUUCUCCAAGAUAAUGAAGAAAAUGAUAAGAAAUUUGAAGCAGAAAACGAUGAUAUUAAAUUAACUGACAAGAUGAUUGAAACAGAUAAUAACUUAACACUAAAAGGUAGUGAAGAAACCACAAUAAUAGAGUUUGUGCCCAAGAACAGAAGGUCCAAAGAUAACUUAGCUUAUGGGCUUAAGGAAGAGAAACAGGAACUGGAUCCGUUCCAAAAUAGCAUCAAAAAGUAUAAAGCGUUGAGACACGACAUAGAGAAAGCGUUGGACAAAGAAAAUUGUUCUAGUUCAACGAAAGCACUCAUAAAAAGAACAUUGGACGAGAUGAUAGCAAUGCUGAUAGAAAGACAGUGCACGUGGAAGAGUGUGGAUACCACGGACUUACAGAAUCAUAUAUUCAAACAACCAAAGAACAUGCGGAAAUCCAUGAGAUAUUUAGAAAAGUUGUCCAACAAACAGUGGAUGAGUUUACGAAAGCAUUAUUUGAAUUUCCUUAAGAUUAACAGUGACAAGGAGGACUCAUUUAUUAAGCAGUUUCACGAUUUCUUUUCGUCUGUUAUAAAUAAUAACUGGAACCUGGGCAAAUACAAGGUACGAUGUCAACUUGACAAAAUUGAAGAUGAUAAUAGCGAAAAAAAGUUAUACCAAAGACAAAAACCAGUGAAAGACACGAAUUGUGACAAUUUUAGAGUAUGUACCGAUGAAUUGAAAUAUUUUUUCAAGAGUUACUACAAUUAUCUUAACGAAACGACUGUUAGCGCUUUUAAGAACUAUGCAGCCAUGUACAGCAGGGAUGUGAAAUCAGAAAUGGAAAUUGACAAAGAUAUAGUUGAAUCCACACUAGAUACUAUUAGUACCAUUGCCGAAAAGAAAGUUAUCAAGAUAUUCAGGAAGAGACUAGGAAAUUUCACACUGGAUGAGAAAAAAAGCAAGAAAGCCAAUAUAGAUAAUAUUAAGAACUUUAUAAAAUUAACAAAGGAAAAGAUAAACAAUAUGCUGCUCCAAAUUGUGGAUUACGAAUUGAGUGCAAUGAAAACGAAAUUAUUUGAGGACGUCAAGGCUGAUUUGGUUGUUAAUUUAAAAGCGGACUUGGAUAGUGUUGAAACGUUGUUCACGGAUAAAGUGUGCAUGUUUUUCGUGUUAUGUAAUGGUAACAACUUUGCAGGCGCUCCUUCUCCUUCAAGAAGAGAUUACAACUGGGUGUUCAAGUCCAAUGACGUUGGCAAAAUUUACGUUAAAGUACAAUUGUCUUUGGACGAUGAAUUAAAGAAUUCUUUAGUGACAUUUGGGGCCCAAAAGCGGAGGCAAGGUAAAGAUAUGACACAAAGUUCUCUGAGAAGGUUUGAUAAACCAAAGUCAUUCAGAGUAGAGGAAUUUAGGCAGAGUAAUCUAACUGCGACUAGGACUACGAUAAGUUCGACGACAAGGUUGGAAAUGACCGGCAACAAUACACUGGGUCCUAAGCAACUAACAGCUAACACUGCGAGUUUUAAGGCUACUGGAACAUUGACGCCUAAAAACACCCUAAUAACAAUGCCGACAACUAAAAGAAAACAUACCAAACGAAAAAGCUACACAGACAAAUGA